AUGUUUUCCCGGUCGGCGGGGUCCACCCCCAGUGCUCCCACGUCCAAUCUCUUUGGCGGGGCCACGACCAACAAUACCUCGGGUGGUGGUCUUUUUGGCAACAACAAUAACCAAUCACUGGGCGGCGGGCUUUUUGGCAACAACCAAAACACGGCAUCAAACACUUCCAGCGGCGGCCUCUUUGGGAAUAAACCAGCCACUACCGGUACUGGCACGUCAGGAGGAUUAUUUGGAGCCCAAAACAACACCACCAACACCUCGGGAGGCCUCUUUGGCAACAACAACAACGCUGCCAACACCAACAAUACCAACACUCUGGGGGGUCUUUUUGGCAACAAACCCGCUACCGGUGGUCUUUUCGGCAACAACAACACCCUGAAUAAUACCACCACUAAUUCUGGCGGCGGGUUAUUUGGCAACAACGCCCUGAACACCAACACCAAUACUUCGGGUGGUCUCUUCGGAAACAACAAUAACCAGACCAGCAAUACCUCUGGUGGUCUUUUUGGCAACAACAAUGCUACGAGCAACACUCUGGGAGGGUUAUUUGGCAGUUCUGGCGCCAAUAACACCUCAUCUCUGGGGGGUCUUUUCGGCAACAAGCCGGCGACGCUGACUGGCGGUGGCCUCUUUGGCAAUAACAACGCUCUGAACACCACUACCAAUUCUCUGGGAGGCCUCUUUGGCAACAAACCAGCGAGUUCAGGCGGUCUUUUCGGCAACAACAAUGCUACCACUAACACGCUGGGAGGGUUGUUUGGCAACAAUAACGCUCAAAGCAAUACUCUGGGUGGUCUUUUUGGCAACCAGAACCAAUCGAACCAGGCUUCCGGUGGCUUGUUCGGCAACAACGCCCAGGCCAACAACCAGGCCAAUACCCAGGCGGUGCCGCUGUUGACAGCGAUGACCCGGGUGGGCGACUUGCCCCCUCAGCUCAAGCAGGCGUUGGAGGAGUUGAACCAGUACAUCGACACCCAGCACACCAUUGCCCAGGCGCUUGAGAGCGACUCCGCCAAGCACAACCAGCUUGUGGAGCUGAUCCCCGAGGACAUCCGCUACUUGCAAAAUAAGUUCCUGGCGACGAAGCAGGCGCUCAACUUCGAUACCAACCAGCUUCUAACGUUGAAACAACAGAACAACGAACUCACCGAGGACGUGAGCAACAUCAUGCAGUUGAUCGUCCAACUACAGACGCCGGGGCUGCGGUUGGCGCUGCUGUUCCAAUUGAACGAGUUCUUCGUGAGAAAGAUCAACAAGUACCGCGACAUUCUCGCCGACUACGAGAAGAUGGUGCUGGAGAUCUCCACCGUGUUGUGCGGGUUGGAGAAGCUGUGCACCGAGGGCUUCGGCAACGUGCUCAGUGUGGUGCUGGUGAUCCGCAACCAGUUCCAAAUGUUCAUGGAACUCUGCGAAGUGAUGGCCCAGCUCCACGCCGAAGUGUUGAGAAUCGCUAAAUAG
Messenger RNA from Diutina rugosa, 1458 nucleotides. It is a transcript of the gene NUP49, whose product is annotated as FG-nucleoporin. Gene Ontology annotation, biological process: nucleocytoplasmic transport. The coding region runs from base 1 to 1458 and encodes 485 amino acids. The record is from RefSeq and is a predicted model, not a curated record. The transcript has a single exon. Gene Ontology annotation, cellular component: nuclear pore. Lineage: Eukaryota; Fungi; Ascomycota; Pichiomycetes; Serinales; Debaryomycetaceae. Gene Ontology annotation, molecular function: structural constituent of nuclear pore.